UCAAUCUAUAAAAAAAGAAAUCAAGCCAGGAAGGCAACACUACUGAUUUUCCAAUAGCAAGAAAAAAUAUGGCGUAGGUGUGUUGUCAUUUUAUAAAUAAAAUAAACGAAGUGUAACGAUAAUAUUUAUCAAAAUUUACUGGUGGUUAUUAUCAAUGGAUACGGAAAUCGUGUGACCUCUGGUGAAUAUAAUGUAUAUUACUUGAAUCAAUGUGUCGAUUGUCAUGAAUAAAGUUGAAAACGUUGGCAAUCCAUUUUGGAAAAAGGUAUGUUGUGUUGUAAUAAACGUCAACAAAAUUGUAUUCUUUAGAUGAUACACCUCGUUAACUCUGUUUCACGAAAUAAAACUCAUCAAGAGGAUAAUAUAUAUUUAUUGUAGUGAAGUUUGUGAAUUUGAACUUUUUUUAACGUAAUAAAACAAUGAUGAAUCGUACUGACGGAUUAGUGCAAAGACGAAGAGUAGUCAACAGUGGCAAUCCACAGAACCAGGAUGGAACUUCCGAUCAUAGUGGAGUUUUUAAUGAUCAAUCCUCAGGUCAUGGACCAGAAGCCGAUGGUAAUUCUCCCAAAGAUCUUAACUCCAAUCCAACAAUUGAUGAAGAUUCAGAUAAAGAAACAAGAUUGACACUCAUGGAGGAGGUUUUAUUACUCGGACUCAAAGAUAAAGAGGGUUACACUUCAUUUUGGAAUGAUUGUAUAAGUUCAGGAUUAAGAGGAUGUAUUCUAGCAGAAUUAGGACUACGGGGUCGUGUUGAACUAGAGAAAGCUGGAAUGCGUAAAAGAAGUUUAUUGACCAGAAAAUUAUUAGUCAAAAAUGAUGCACCCACUGGUGAUGUUCUUCUUGAUGAAGCACUUAAACAUCUCAAAGAAUAUGAACCACCAGAGCCUGUUCAAUGUUGGAUUGAAUAUUUAAGUGGUGAAACAUGGAAUCCUCUAAAGCUUAGAUAUCAGUUAAAAAAUGUUCGUGAGAGAUUAGCGAAAAAUUUAGUUGAAAAAGGUGUUCUCACAACAGAAAAACAAAAUUUUUUGCUAUUUGAUAUGACAACACACCCUUUGACUGACAAUUUAGCAAAAACUCGACUCGUUAAGAAAAUUCAAGAAGCUGUUUUGUGUCGUUGGGUCAAUGACGCGAGUCGUAUGGACAGAAGAACAUUGGCACUUGUAUUCUUAGCACAUGCAGCAGACGUGUUAGAAAAUGCAUUCGCUCCUUUAUCAGAUGAUGAUUAUGAAGUGGCCAUGCGCCGAGUAAGAACGUUAUUGGAGCUUGAUUUCGAAGCAGAAGCUGCUAAACCCAACGCGAAUCCAGUUUUAUGGGCAGUUUUUGCUGCAUUCACCAAGUAACAUUACCCCAAGGAUUGCGAGCAUCAGGAACCUCUAAUAAAUCACAUAAAUAUGAUUUAAUAGCAAGCUGAUAAGCUUGCCUUUACUUUAUGGCAAUGUGGUAGUUUAUCUUCCACGACGAAUUUUCUUCCCAAAUAAUUAGAAGAGUUGGUGGGAUUUGUUUUAAGGAGUCUAUCUGAUGGAUAAAGGUUUUUAUAAUGUUUAAGGUAAAGUUAUUGGAUAAAAAAUUUUGAUUUAUAUUUGAUUUUAAUAGAAUAUGAAAAUUUUUAAUAUGAAGUUUUUUAAUCGCUUCAUUAUUUCUUAAAUAAAUAAUAAUUUAUCCUAAUUCAAACAUGAAAAAAAUAAUUGCAACGAAUGGUAAAUAUAAUUUAUUAAAAGUGUCAUUAUUGUUCAAUCUCUUUUUGAUAAUUGAAUGAAUUUACAGUAAAUGAAAAAUAAGAAUGAAAAUUAUAAAAUUUAAUUUUGUAUUGAGAUUGCACAGUAUUAUUAUUUCUACUAAUAUCGAUGAAAAUCAUACAUAUGUUGGACUUUUU
Molecule: messenger RNA, 1873 nt
Organism: Chelonus insularis
Lineage: Eukaryota; Metazoa; Arthropoda; Insecta; Hymenoptera; Braconidae
Gene: sau
Product: Golgi phosphoprotein 3 homolog sauron
Exons: 5
Coding region: 420-1340 (306 amino acids)
Biological process (GO): Golgi organization; Golgi vesicle budding; retrograde vesicle-mediated transport, Golgi to endoplasmic reticulum
Cellular component (GO): trans-Golgi network; Golgi cisterna; cytosol
Molecular function (GO): phosphatidylinositol-4-phosphate binding
Source: RefSeq, a predicted model, not a curated record